UUUACUUUUAAAAUAAGUUUUGCUUAUGAUAGAGAUGUUCAAUGUAGCUUAUUAUUAUUGAGAAAUAAAGUUAUUUUUUUAAUGUAGGUUAGUGAAAGUGAGGAUAUUACAUUGUUACUAUUUGAACUAAAAUGUCUAGCUCAAGAAAAAUAUCACCAGCUCACUCUCAAGAUGUUAACUCAUCUCACACCCGCACGCCACGUCGUAGCCGAAGUGUGUGUUCUGCCAAAUCUAACACAUCAUUACGUCUGACUGCUCUUAUAUCAGACUCCUUCAAAUUGACACCCAUUGCAAACAGACAAUCUGUGCUAAAUGAUGACACAGAUAUUGAAAUCCCUGGCCGAAAAAGUUGGUGGAGAAAACUGGGUGAGAAUUCCAGAGAUGUAAUGGAUGUUUUAGAAAAUAGAGACAUUCCAGAGUUUAAUAAUGUAGAAGAUGAAUUUGAUGUUGAAAUUUUGAGCCAAGAAAAGAAGAAUUACUCUAUAGAUUUACCAGAGAGUAGUGAUGGGGAAUCUAUAAAUAGUAUUGUUAUUCCACAGAGAAAACUUUUUACACAAAAAGAAAAUCAAGCUCAAAAAAAAUUUAGGAAUAUCAUUGACAAUAGAGAAACAUUAGCAAAGCUCCAAAGAAGCCACAUUGAUGAAGACAAAGAAAUUAAAAUUGCUAAAAAGAAUCUAUUUAAUCAGGCUCCUAGACUAAGAACAAAGCCUGCCUUUCCUGCUGCCUUACUGAAUAUAUCAUCAAAAACAGUUAAUAAAACUAAAGAAAUGCCAACAGCAGAGGUAAAAGGGCAAGUUCGAAACCUUUUUGGCAAUCGACCUGGUGUCAAACGAAAGAAUAUGUUCGCUGACUUCAUUGUAUCCGAAAGCGAAGAUGAAAUUCCUGACAUACAACCAAAAGUGUUUGGAUUUCAAAAGAGCAUGGGACAAAAUCGCCGUGAAAGUUCUGCCUCGCAUGGGAUAGCUCAUUCUUUAACAACAAGUAUUGAUCUUGAAAUGGAUGACUGGAAUCUGCUUCCAUCCUCGACUAUGGUAGAAAAUCAGCUCGAAGAAGCUGGUACAACACCAGUAAAGCGAGCAAAAUUAAGCAAAUUGUCUGAGGCAAAGGAGUCAGAAACUACAAAUACCAAUAGUACAGCAAAUAAACAGUCAAACAAGUCAAUAAAUUCAAAGAAUACUUCAAAAUCUAAAUUGAAAGAAGGUAAUAAAAAUUUGAAUUUAACGUCGGAAAUGAAUAAUGAAUAUAAAGAAGAGAAUAAUCAAUCCAUCAAUAAUUCAAAUAACUACAGACUCACAAGGAAUAGAAGCAAAUCAAUAAGAGAAAGCUCUUCCAAUGAAAAGGACCAUUCAAAAGUUACGAAUAAAUCAAAAAAAUCACUAAAAUCUAUCAAAAGUAUUUCAGAUAAACGCUUAGUUCAAGAAGAUCAUAAGAGUCAGCAUGAUAUUGAAAAUAAAAUGGAAACAAAUUUAAUAGACAAUGAAAUACAAAAUCUAUCAACCGAACAUGUUCUUGAUGCAGAUGAGGAAGAUUUUACGUUAGAGUAUGAAAAUGAUGAUGAACAAGUAAACUCAACCAAUAUGAACAAAUUAGAUAACAUUAAUGAAAAAGAAACUUACAAUCAAUUAAUUGAGGGGGAUAAUUGUGGUAAAAAUACAAAUGCUCUAGAACAUGAGAUAGAAAAAACAGUAUUAAGUAAAACUGGUGAUAAGAAAGAAAAAAAUGAAAAAAGCAAGACACAAAAUGAUAGAGAUGAACAAGACGAUGUCAACAAUCUUAUUGAAGAACAAGUGCAGCCCAAUAAGCAACAAAAUCAAAGUUUAAUGAAUAAUUCGGGCAAAAAUGAAAAUGAGAGAAGAAAUUAUAAUACAAAUCAAUCUCAAGAUAUAGUAAAACUUAAAAAACAUACAUUAACUGAUGUCCAAAAUAAUUCUCGUGAAUGUGAAACCAUUAAUAUAAAUGGUGAUAAUCUUCAAAAAGCUAAAAGUUAUUCUAACAAAAUUGUAGAUAUAGCUAGUAGUACAGAAAUUGAAAUAAAAGGUGAAGGACAAAACAAAAUUAAACAUAUCUGUGAUAUGAACAAAACAAAUAAAAUUAACUUUGAUAGUAAUGAACAAAAUGAAAAAGAGGUAGAGUCUAAUCAAACUCUUUUCGAUGAGCAAAAUAAUAGUGAUCAAUCUGAACCUGAGGAAUCCAGAGGGGCCGAGGAAGAGGUAUAUCAAUCUCUUAACGAUGAGCCCAAUGAAAGCAAUGGAUCUAACCAUGAAGAAUCCAUAGCAGCAGAAGAAGAGAAAGAGAUUAAUGAAAGUCUUAACAAUGAGCAAAAUUAUAGCGAUGAAGUUGAAGAUGAAGAGGUAGAGACUAAUCAAACUCUCAAUGAUGAGCAAAGUGAUAACGAUGAAGCUGAAGAAGCUGAUGAAGAGGUAGAGACUAAUCAAACUCUCAAUGAUGAGCAAAGUGAUAACGAUGAAGCUGAAGAAGCUGAUGAAGAGGUAGAGACUAAUCAAACUCUCAAUGAUGAGCAAAGUGAUAAUGAUGAAGCUGAAGAUGAAGUUGGUGAAAGUGAUAGCGAAGUUAAUCAAAAUGAAACUGAAGAAAUUGAAGAAAUGGAAAUUCAUGAAGAAGAAAAUGAAAGCGAAACAGAUGAUCAAAACGUAACUGAAAACCAAGAAGUAAGUGACGAAGAAGAUGACGAUCAACAAAAUAAAAGUAAUAUAUCUCAGAGUGAAAACAUACAAGAGGAAGAGUUAAUGGAGUCAGAACAAGAACAAAGUGACGUUGAUGAUAACGAAGUAGCUGAAGAUGAAAUUAUUCCUGAUGAAUCAGAUGAUCACGACACAAGAGGACGGCAUACAAAAAAAAACGAGACGAUUGUCAAAUCACCCGAAGCAAUCUUACACGACAAAAUAAGUGAAAUGGAAUCUUUCACAGCCAAAGGUCACAAUACAAGUAUUAGAAAAACAAAAAGUAUAAUCAAAAAUAUAAACAUAAGGCCGAGUCUAGCUCCAGUUAGGGAGAGUACGGGUUUAACUGAAGAUACCAAAGAUUCAAGUGCGGAAGGCUCGGGUUGGGAUUCACAUAGAACCACGCGCAAAACAAUUCGACUGACUAUGGGAAAAGAUUUUACGCUCAGAAAAUCAUUACGAGCUUUAGUUAUGGAAAAAUCAGCUAAACGGAACACUGAAUUCAAUGAUGUUUUAGCAGACAACACGAAAAUACCUCAAGCCAAUUCGACAGAACUGCCUGAGUUUGAUUCCUAUCAGGAGACAGAGCCCAUGCACGUUGAUGAGACACUCGAGGAACCUUCAGACCACGAAGUAUCAGCGCAGACGAGACGGACCACCUUAGAAUUGUAUUUACAAAAAAUAAAACAAGAAAACAUGGAAAAAAAACGUAAAAUGGAAGAAGAAGUCAGAGCUUCUAUUAAAGCUCCACCAAGAAACACAUUCUAUUCGUUCAAAAUGCCUCUGAUACCAGUUAAACGGAUUAAAGUAGCCCAUAAUAAGCCAAAACCAAAACAAACAAAAUCCUCACUGAUUCCAUUAAACAUGUUACCACCAGAAGUAUUAGAAGAUAUGAAAUAUAAACCACCAAAAAGAUUCCAACCAAGCAAUGCAUCAUGGAUAACAAAAAGAUUAUAUAAAUUUAUAGAAAAUAAAUUGGAACCAAAAUACGACUACAAAGCUCGUGUUCGCGCUGAGCGCUUUAUGGAAUUGUUGUACGCGUUUACACGCGAGGCGCGACAAGUCAGAGGUCCGAGCGAGCAAGCCGUGGACACGCUGAAGAAAGAGAUGGCGCGCCUCGACAUUAUUAAAACGCACUUUGAAUUUUAUAACUUCUUCAAUGAUUUCAUGCCGAGAGAAAUACGUAUAAAGGUUGUUCCCGAUUUGGUUAACAAAAUAUCCUUACCGAAGAAUGGAAUCUUCUCUGACAUAAUGCAAUAGAUAUUUGUUACUUUAACUAUAUUAUUUACUUUAAUAUUUAAAAACACCAGGCUAAGUUUUAAUUUAAACCUUAAAAUGUGAGAAAAAAAAUUAGCAUAUCCAAAACAAUAUAUUUAUUAUUUAUAGAAAUAAUGAAUAUACUUAAAUAAAACAAUUAAUUAAUUAAUUUAAUGUGUAAUUGUAAAAUAUUGUUAUAAAAUGUACCUGGAAAGGUUUUAGUGAAGUAAAAUUCAAUGAUUAUCUAGGACUUGUUUAUUCGAAAAUAGGAUACGAAUGUACACCCUAUACAAUACAACGGAGCACCAUACACAUACAUACAUCGUAAUUACAUAGGUACAUAUUGUGGGAUUAUUACAAGAUUUAUACAUCCUUUAUCAUAUGGCUUCCUUGUCAGAUUAUUAAAAAAAUCAAUAUAUCAUAAUUAUUUUAAUGUGACAAUAACAAAUUUUAAUAAUAAUAAUAAUUACUAAAAUGUCACAAUCAAAUUAAACAUUAAAACACUUCAUUUCUCAUUCAAACUUACUGUCUAGAAGCGCCAUGUUAGACCUCACGAAAAUUAAAGCAUAAA
This is a messenger RNA of Nymphalis io (European peacock), 4509 nucleotides long. RefSeq names its product general transcriptional corepressor trfA-like. Lineage: Eukaryota; Metazoa; Arthropoda; Insecta; Lepidoptera; Nymphalidae. The transcript has 7 exons. The record is from RefSeq and is a predicted model, not a curated record. Bases 132 to 3941 code for a protein of 1269 amino acids.